AGCGAAAAGCAAACAGUACGGAAAGAUAAUUUCAAACACCUAGUUUUCAUAUUUUUGUGUUAAAGUAAUAACAUAUUUUGGUAUACAUUAUCAUUUUUUGUUUUUGUUUUUGCUUUUUCUGACCUGGUGUGUUACUGCCCUGGGUUGGCCCUCUAAGAAGCUGGCCACCUACUUCGGGCCUCGGGUGUCAGUCGCCCCCCGACUCCCCAAAAUCACCCAGCUUGGAGGUCUACAGCUUCCAGCUCUGCAAGCGCCUGCGCCUGCGCACUCUCAGCCAGACGGGAGCUCCCAGAAGUCUCCGGGCGCCGGUGGGAGGACUUGUGGACUGCGCUGCGCAUGUUCGGCGGUGUGACGGCUCCGGACUACAUUUCCCACAGGCUACUGCGAUCCGGCCAAUGUAGCCUGAAACUACAUUUCUCAGCUGCUCGUGGAACGACCUCACUCUACCUCUUCGCCAGUUCAUUGUGGUCGUUGACCUGGCAGCGACCUUUGGAGUUCUGCGAGGUAGAAGUCAGCGCCCGGCUCAGAGAGUUUGAACUUCUCAGAUAGAGGAACCCCAGUGAAGACUGAUCAGUUCUUACAGUUCUCAAAGCAUGGCCCACUUUCAGGGAUCAGUGACAUUUGAGGAUGUGGCCAUAGCCUUCUCCCAGCAGGAGUGGGAGAGUCUGGACUCUUCCCAGAGGGGCUUGUACAGCGAUGUGAUGUUGGAGAACUACAGGAACUUGGUAUCAAUGGGACAUUCCCUUUCUAAACCACAUGUGAUCGCCUUAUUGGAACAAUGGAAAGAGCGUGAGGUGACAGUGAGGAAAGAUGGAAGAAGGUGGUGCACAGAUUUGCAGUUGGAAGAUGAUACAAUUGGCCGUAAAGAAAUGCUCCCCUCUGAAAACUGUCCAUCUUUUGCCCCACAUCAGAAAAUUAGUAGACAGAAACCACAUGAAUGUCGGGAAUAUGGAAAGACUCUUUGGCAAGACUCAAAGCCUGUUCAACAUGAAAGAAUACAUAGUAAUGAAAAACCCAACAGAUGUAAAGAAUGUGGGAAGAAUUUUAGUAAUGGACAUCAACUCACCAUACAUCAGAGAUUGCAUGUUGAUGAGAAACCCUACAAAUGUGAGAAAUGUGGGAAGGCCUUUAUCAGAGGUUCAGCCUUUGUUAAGCAUAGGAGAAUUCACACUGAUGAGAAGUCACUCAAAUGUAAGCGAUGUGAAAAGACUUUUAGCGGUAACUAUCAACUUACAGUACAUGCGAGUAUUCAUACUGGGAAGAAACCAUAUGAGUGUGGGGAAUGUGGGAAAGCUUUUCUAGCAUAUGGAAAGCUUACCCGGCAUCAGAGUAUUCACACUGGUGAAAAACCCUUUGUGUGUGAGGAGUGUGGGAAGGCCUUCAGUACCUUUUCAUACCUGAUUCAACAUCAGUGAAUUCAUACUGGUGAAAAACCCUAUGAAUGCAAAGAAUGUGGGAAGGCCUUUAGUACUAGCUCACCCCUUGCUAAGCAUCAGAGAAUUCAUACUGGCGAGAAACCCUAUGAAUGUAAGGAGUGUGGGAAGGCUUUCACUGUGUAUGGACAGCUUACUCGACAUCAGAGUAUUCAUACUGGUGAGAAGCCUUUUGAAUGUAAGGAAUGUGGAAAGGCCUUUAGACUUAGUUCCUUCCUUCAUGCACAUCAGCGAAUUCACGCAGGGAUAAAGCCCUACAGAUGCAAGGAAUGUGGGAAGACCUUCAGUCGUGCCUCGUAUCUUGUUCAACAUGGAAGACUUCACACUGGUGAGAGGCCCUAUGAAUGUAAGGAGUGUGGCAAGGCCUUUAGUACUGGCUCAUACCUUGUUCAGCAUCAGAGGAUUCAUACUGGGGAGAAACCCUAUGAAUGUAAGGAAUGUGGCAAAGCCUUUAUUAGUCGCCAUCAGCUUACUGUACAUCAAAGGGUUCAUACUGGAGAGAAACCCUAUGAGUGUAAGGAAUGUGGCAAGGCCUUCAGAGUGCACGUACAUCUCACACAGCAUCGGAAAAUUCAUACUGAUGUAAAGCCCUACGAAUGUAAGGAAUGUGGAAAGACUUUUAGUCGAGCUUCGUACCUUGUACAACAUGGCAGAAUCCAUACUGGUAAGAAGCCCUAUGAGUGUAAGGAGUGUGGCAAGGCCUUCAGUUCUGGCUCAUACCUUGUUCAGCAUCAAAGAAUUCAUACUGGGGAGAAACCCUAUGAAUGUAACAAAUGUGGGAAAGCCUUUACCGUUUAUGGACAACUUAUUGGACAUCAGAGUGUUCACACUGGUGAGAAACCUUUUGAAUGUAAGGAAUGUGGGAAGGCCUUUAGACUUAAUUCAUUCCUUACCGAACAUCAGCGAGUACACACUGGUGAGAAACCCUUUAAAUGUAAAAUAUGUGGGAAGACCUUUAGAUACAGUUCAGCCCUUAAAGUGCAUCUGAGAAAGCAUACGGGUGUUAUACCCUAAGAGUUUGAGGAAUGUGGGAAGUGCUUCGUGUAUGGCUCAAACAUUGUUGAACAUCAGGGAAUUUAUGCUGGUAGGAAACUUUCAAAUGUGAAGAAUAUUGGCAGGCGUAUUCUCAUCUUAUAAUUCAUAAUAUAAUUCAGAAAACA
This is a messenger RNA of Chlorocebus sabaeus (green monkey), 2593 nucleotides long. NCBI's taxonomy places the organism in Eukaryota, Metazoa, Chordata, Mammalia, Primates, Cercopithecidae. The record is from RefSeq and is a predicted model, not a curated record.